Molecule: messenger RNA, 4458 nt
Organism: Nilaparvata lugens (brown planthopper)
Lineage: Eukaryota; Metazoa; Arthropoda; Insecta; Hemiptera; Delphacidae
Product: ATP-dependent translocase ABCB1
Exons: 25
Coding region: 342-4283 (1313 amino acids)
Biological process (GO): transmembrane transport
Cellular component (GO): membrane
Molecular function (GO): ABC-type transporter activity; ATP binding; ATP hydrolysis activity
Source: RefSeq, a predicted model, not a curated record
AACAAAUGGACAGAUAACAUCGAAUUGAGCAUUAUUGGACAAUUUAGAGUCUUUAAAAUUCAGUGCUCUCCCUCUAGUUUAGCCUACUGCAUUGGAACAUGCACUCUUGAAUUCAGGUAGAUGUGAUUAAUAACUUUAUUGUGGUAAAUAUUCAUUAUAGCAUGGUAAAGCAGAAUUUUAUUCUUCUCAAUCGUUUGGAAUAGUGUGCCACAAAACUUAAUUCCUCAUAUAAUAAAUCAUUUCCGAAAUACUAUGAUUUUAUCCUAUGAAUGAUGCGAAAGGAAUGUAAACUGGUUCCUGUUUGAAAUUUUAAGUGCAAUGUGUUGAAAAUACAAGUUAUCAUGUCAAUGAAAUAUUCGAAACUGCAUUACUCGUCAUCAGGAGAAGAUGAAUCCUUGUAUGCAUCAAACAUUGUUCGUUAUGGAUCAACCGUCUUCACGCUUAGUGAAAAGAAGAAUCCUCGUAAAGUACAAACCACCAAACCCAGUCUUCGAAGAUUGUUUCAGUGUGCAACAAAAUUCGACAUUCUUUUACUUUCAAUAGGACUGCUGUUUUCUGUUCUUAAUGGCUCAGGAAUCCCAGUUCUAGCAUUUGUUUUUGGGCAGAUGACCAACACGUUCAUUUGGCAGGAGACAAAUGGGCUACAAAAUCUCCGAGUAUUGUUCAAUACAACAAAACAUAAUCCUUUUAAUGUGGCCUUAUUGAGGAUGGAUACAACAUCUGGAACAUCGAGCGAUAGUCCAACAACUAAUUUGUUUUCAUCUGACGAAUUUCUUCAAUCUAUGAACAAGUAUUCAUUGUAUUAUUUCUACAUUGGAGUGGUUGUAUUGUUCUCCUCGUUUAUACAGACUGCCUGCUGGGAAUAUUCAGCUGAACGCCAGGUUCAGCGGUUGCACAGAAUUUUCUUCAGUCAAAUACUUAGACAGGAUAUUUCUUGGUAUGAAACAAACAAUGAGGGAGAUCUGACCAGCAAACUUUCUGAUGAUUUGGAGAGGAUACGAGAAGGCAUUGGAAGCAAGUUCAGCAUGAUUGUGCAGACGCUUGCCACAUUUGUGUCUGGCUUGGGAAUUGGGUUGUAUGUGAACUGGAAACUGACAACUGCGAUCAUUUCCAUAGGACCAAUUCUGAUUGGCUUGGGAGGAUACAUGGCUAAGCAAGCGUCCAAUGCGGCAGCUAGAGAACAAAUGAAGUAUGCAAAGGCUGGAGGAAUUGCUGAGCAGACUCUGAAUGCAAUUCGAACCGUGACUGCAUUCGGUGGAGAGGGCAUCGAAGUCGAGAGAUACAUCAAAGCGUUGGAAGAGGGCAGACAGGAGGCAAUGUCCAAGUACCUGAAGUUCUCGAUUGGUGUCGCUCUCAUCUUCCUCUUGACAAACUCCUCUUAUGGCCUGGCUUUCUGGUAUGGAACAGAACUUGUUUGCGACGGCUACUCGUCUCCAGGAAGUGUUUUUACAGUAUUUUUCAGUGUACUGAGCGGCGCAUUUGCCAUCGGGAACAGUGUUCCCUACCUGAACGCCAUCAGCACAGCAAUAGGCUCGGCAACCACCAUUUUCACCAUCAUUGAGAGAGUGCCACAAAUCGAUCCUUACAAUAAGGAUGGCUUCAGACCGACCACUGUACACGGACACAUUCAGUUCAAAAAAGUUGAAUUCUCCUACCCUUCCAGACCAGAUGUUAAGGUUUUGAAGAAACUGCACCUUGAUAUCCCGCCGGGUAAGACAAUCGCCCUAGUCGGGCCUAGUGGCAGCGGAAAAAGCACUAUUCUCAAUCUCCUCAUGCGAUUCUAUGAUCCAGACAGUGGAUACGUGCUACUAGAUGGCAUUCCACUGCAUCAGCUAAACUUGGCGUGGCUUCGCAAGCAGAUCGGAGUGGUGGCGCAAGAGCCGGUGCUGUUUGGCGAUUCGAUCGAGGAGAACAUUCGCUACGGCUGCGAGGACGAAGUCACUCAUGAGGAUGUUGUCAAUGCCGCCAUACUUGCUAACGCCCACACCUUCAUCACUAAUCUGCCCAAAGGGUACGCGACAUUGGUAGGCAGUCGAGGCGCGCAGCUGAGCGGCGGACAGAAGCAGCGCAUCGCGAUCGCGCGAGCGAUUGUGUCGAAUCCGCGCAUCCUGUUCCUGGACGAGGCCACCUCGGCGCUGGACGCUCGCAGCGAGGGAGUUGUGCAGGAGGCGCUCGACCACGCCAGCCAUGGCCGCACUACCGUUGUUGUAGCCCAUCGUCUCUCCACCAUCCGGAACGCCGAUCUCAUCUAUGUGUUCAAGGAUGGUAAGAUUCAUGAACAUGGAAAUCACGAAGAGCUGAUGGAGAAGAAAGGUCUAUACCACGGCCUAGUGACAGCCCAGAUACAGAUUCCGAAUGAAAAAGAACUUGGAUAUCCACUUCCUGAAACGAAUGACAAAAUGUCUCCGAAAAUGGUGUCCAGACGCAGCCAUCAGUCAUUGAAUAAGAUGUUCGAGGAUUUGACGAGUGAGAAGGACGAAAACGAGGCGGAUCAGGAGAUUGAGAACGAGAACUUCUGCACUUUCAGUUUUGUUGUGUUUCGUCUGUUGAAGCUGAACCUUCCCGAGUGGAAGUGGCUGCUGGCUGGCAUCACUGGCUGCUGCCUCAAUGGCUCUCUCAUGCCGAUAUUCGCCUUCUUCUUUGGAGAGGUGUUUUCCACGUUCACACUGGGCAUUGAUCAGCUGCGCGCCUCGGCGCACUUUUGGAGUAUCAUGUUCGUUGCACUCGGCGUCGCUUCUUUCUUUGGCUACUUCACUCAGAUUUAUAGCAUGACCAGUGCAGGCGAACACCUACUGGCCCGAGUAAGGACAAAAGCAUUCUCGAACAUUGUUCGCCAGCCCAUAAGCUGGUUCGAUGCCCCUGAUUCUGCUCCUGGCAAGCUCAUCACUCGCCUCGCAAGAGAUGCACCCUUCGUCAAAGAUGCAGCAGGUUUGAGGAUCGGUUACCUGCUGUCGGCCAGUGUAACUCUGCUGUCUGCGAUGGUGAUUGCCCUGUUCUACGGUUGGAAGUUGGCUUCGGUGAUUGCAAUCGGCCUGCCGCUGAUUGUGCUCGCAUCGUACAAGCAACAGAUGACCAUACGUAAAAAGGUGCUCAGAGACUUGAAGCUCAUGGAUAAUGCAGGAAAGAUUGCUUCAGAAUGCGUUAGCAACAUACGAACAGUUCAAGCACUUGGCCAGGAGAGUCUAUUCGUUCGAAUCUACAUAAGAAAUUUGGAAACUGCAUUCAGAGACGCCAGACAUCAAGUAUUCGUGUUUGCUUCAGUGAUCUCGUUCUCUCAAGCCAUGAUGUUCUUCAUGUACGCAGUUGCUUUCCAUUUUGGCGCACACCUUAUUCAAACGGGAGAAAUGCGCUCCGCUGAUGUUUACAGAGUGUUCUUCGCUCUGGCGUUUAGUGCCACUGGCAUAGGCACUGCAUCCGCCUACCUUCGUGACUAUGUCAAAGCCAAAGAGGGUGCUGAGUCCAUGUUUCAACUGAUGGAGAGAAAAUCCGAGGUGGACACUUCAUCACCUGAUGGAUUGGAACCAGUGUUGACCGGUAGAGUAGCUUUCAAGAACGUACACUUCCGGUAUCCGUCUCGACCCGACACGAAGGUGCUGAGUGGCCUCACCUUCAGUGUGGAACCGGGCCAAACCCUGGCUCUGGUUGGCGAAUCUGGCUGUGGCAAAAGCACUGUCAUAUCGCUCUUGGAACGCUUCUAUGAACCUCACUUCGGAUCAAUUACCAUCGACGGAAUUGACUUGAAAGACAUGAACGUAGCGCAUUUGCGGGCAAAUAUUGGAUUAGUGACCCAGGAACCGACCCUGUUCAACUGUUCAAUAAGCGAGAAUAUUGCCUACGGCACAGCCAAAAAAGGAGUCGCCUUUGAUAUGGAGAGAAUCAUUCGUGCAGCCAGGCUUGCCAAUAUACACGAUUUCAUAGUAUCUCUACCUCAGGGCUAUGACACAGAAGUAGGUGAUAGAGGCAGUCAGCUGUCGGGAGGCCAGAAGCAGAGAAUCGCCAUUGCCAGAGCAUUCAUACGCAACCCAAAAAUUUUGCUACUUGACGAAGCCACUUCUGCUCUCGACACAGAAAGCGAAAAAGUGGUCGAAGAGGCUCUGGAGAGAGCUAGGGUGGGUCGCACAUCGAUAGUAGUGGCUCACCGCCUAUCCACCAUCCGGAAUGCCGACCUGAUUGCAGUGAUGCACGGAGGUGUCAUAGUCGAACAGGGCACGCAUCACUCACUCACACAAAAGAAGAACGGACACUACUACCGCUUGGUACAGAGGCAGAAUAUACUCAAUUAAACAUAAGUCUUACCAUUAUGAUUGAUUUUUAUAAUAUGAAAACCAAUAUGAAUACGAAUAUUGUUUAAGAAUACUCAAUUGAACAUAGUCUUACCAUUAUGAUUGAUUUUUAUAAUAUGAAAACCACGUUUGUUGCGCAUUGUUACAAUAAGAAAUAAACAACAGUUACAUUUUA